Messenger RNA from Cucurbita maxima (winter squash), 4141 nucleotides. RefSeq names its product eukaryotic translation initiation factor 4G-like. Gene Ontology annotation, molecular function: protein binding; mRNA binding; translation initiation factor activity. NCBI's taxonomy places the organism in Eukaryota, Viridiplantae, Streptophyta, Magnoliopsida, Cucurbitales, Cucurbitaceae. The coding region runs from base 277 to 3933 and encodes 1218 amino acids. The record is from RefSeq and is a predicted model, not a curated record. Gene Ontology annotation, cellular component: eukaryotic translation initiation factor 4F complex. The transcript has 9 exons.
UUUAACGCCCUCCUUUUCCCUCCUUAAUUUUGUAGCCGUCUUUCUCACUCUACCUGUCCUUCUCUCUCUAGAAUCCUCCAUUGUUGCCCAACAGACUGGCGCUUCUCUGUCACCUAAAUUCUCUCGGAAAAAUUCUCUGCUCUUCGCAUUCACUGUCACUCCGGAUUCUGGAAGAUUCUUCGCCGUCUCUUUUCCGGGAAAGAAAAGUCGGAGGUGAUUUCUGUAGAGAAUUCUUGAAAUUAUAUAUAUGCAUUGGGAAGUAAGGGAUUGGUAUAGAUGUCUUUCAAUCAAUCAAGGCGUGAUAUGAAUGAGGAGUCUCAAUUUAAGAAAUCUGUGCGAUCAUCGAGCUUGAAUCAGCAGAGAAACUCUAGCGGACUUCAUUCUAAGUCGGGUGAUUCCGGCAGGUGUGCGCCGCCGAUCGUCUCCAACCAUAGUUUUAAGCAGUCUAGCGGCGCACAACAUGCACGGAAAUCUAGGGCUGGAGUAUCUUCUAUAAAUUCUACCGUUUCUACUGCCCCUCGUGGAGGACAAAACGGUUCUCAUGUUCAUCCGCAACAGAAUGGUUCAGCGUCCAAUCCAGCAAAAUUGACUGAAUCCCAGAGCGCGAUUGUUAGAAAAAAUGCAACUUCUCAAACGACCUCAAAAACUUCUAAUGCAUUUUCAGAAUUAUUUUUCUUUCAUGUUCUAGACUGGGGAGAAGAGCAUAAAACAUUUUCACUUCAAUUUGGAUCCUUAAGUCCUGGUUUUCGGAUUCCUAGGACCAGCUCAGCUCCUUCAAGUCCGGAAGAACUGAUACCGAAUCAGGCACAACACUAUUUGUUUAAAUCUGUACCUCCAGGGUCUGUGCAACCAAUAGCAAAAAGUCCUAAUAUUGGAAAGCCCGUACGAAUUUCAGAAUCAAAUGCUGCCGAGAGAGGAGGCUCGUCUACUUCAAAUGAAGUUUCCCGUGCAGAGUUUAGUGUUGAACGUUCAAGUUCUUAUGCAGAAGUUAGUAAUUGCAAUUCAGACUCGAAAACACUGGAGAAAUGGGAUGAACCUGUUAGUUCUCAUGCAGAAGUUGACAGUUCAAAGGACAAUAACGUUCUUUCUAACUCCAUAACUCAUGGAAAUAAGACUUCACUUAUUGUUGCAUCAUCUUGUCAAAGCAAUGGUGACAAAAAUACCGAAAUGCCCCGAGCUGAUCUGCAGUCUGCUCCUGUUCAAACGUCUGAACUCUCAAAGAUGAAGCAUGAAGGAGAUAGAUUAGAGCACACAGGUUUUCAGUGUGAUCCUAACUUUAUACCGGUUGUUGAGGAUAAACCUGUUACGGAUACAAAUAAGACGAGGAAUAGGUCUAAAAGAGGGAAGAAGAAGAGAAAGGAAAUUCUUCGUAAGGCAGAUGCUGAAGAGAAGAAAGAGAUUGUCAUGUCUGCAGAAAGUUCCAAUGGGAGCUUAAAUAUGAAACAGGAGUCUGCUGGUUCCAUUAAGGAUGAGGCUGUCUUGACCAAGAAGAAUGUUGAGGGUAAACUCGAGCUAGAUGAUUGGGAAGAUGCAGUUGAUGUUUCUACUGUUAAAUUGAAAGAUGAGGAUUUUAAAGACGAGGCCAAAGGAAAAGUAGCACUGCACCACGAGGGUGGGGGUGGAGAUAUGGCCAAAAAGUACUCCAGAGAUUUCCUCUUAAAAUUUGCAGAGCAGUUCAUUGACCUUCCUGAUGGAUUCGAAACCACUCCCAACACGAAGGCUUUAAUGAGUAUUAACCACGGUUCUUGCUCUGUUAACAGUAAGACAUUUGCUAAUCUUGAAAUAAUGGAUAAGCCAAGUGGAGGGGCUCGACUAGACCAUCAUGCUAUUACUGUUGAUGACAGACUAUUUGCUUCAGUGCGGGAUUCACACCUGGAUAGCGGUCGACCUACGCAAUGGACUAUCAAUGGCGCUUUAAAGAAUCCGAGGGCACAUAUUGGCUCUCAGGGAAAGAUUCAGAGAAAUGACUCAAAUGCUGAUAGGUGGCAAAGAGAUACUAAUUUUCAUCUGAAAGGUUUAGUUUCUCCUCCAACACCAUUACAGAUGAUGCACAGAGCCGAGAAGAAGUAUGAAGUGGGUAAAGUGGCUGACGAGGAAGAGACCAAACAAAGGCAGCUGAAGGCUAUACUAAACAAGCUAACUCCACAAAAUUUUGAAAAACUAUUUGAACAAGUGAAAGCUGUUAAUAUUGAUAGUUCUAAGACACUAAUUGGCGUCAUCAAUCAGAUCUUUGACAAAGCUUUGAUGGAGCCUACUUUCUGUGAAAUGUACGCCGAUUUUUGUCUUCAUCUCGCUGAUGAGUUACCCGAUUUCAGCGAUGAUAAUCAGAAGAUUACCUUUAAGAGGUUGCUUUUAAACAAGUGCCAGGAGGAAUUUGAGAGAGAGCAGGAAGAAAAUGAUGAAGUCAACAAAGUCGGUGAGAUGAAACAGCCUGCAGAGGAACAAGAGGAGAAGAGAAUAAAGGCCCGCAGAAGAAUGCUAGGCAACAUCAGAUUAAUUGGAGAGCUUUACAAAAAGAAGAUGAUAACAGAGAAAAUCAUGCAUGUAUGCAUCAGGCAAUUGUUGGGUCAAAAUCAAAAUCCUGAUGAGGAAGAUAUUGAAGCACUGUGCAAAUUGAUGAGCACCAUAGGAGAUAUGAUAGAUCACCCCAAAGCUAAGGAGCACAUGGAUGCAUAUUUUGAGAUGAUCACUAAAUUAUCUAAGAACAUGAAGCUGUCAUCCAGGGUUAGAUUCUUGUUGAAGGAUACAAUUGAUUUGAGAAAGAAUAAAUGGCAACUUAGGAGAAAAGUUGAAGGGCCUAAAAAAAUUAAUGAAGUGCACCGGGAUGCCGUUCAAGAACGUCAAGCUCAAACUAGUAGAUUAGGCCGUGGUCCUAGAAUCAAUGCAUCACUGAGAGGAACAUCCAUGGAUUUUGGCUCUAGAGCGUCUGCACUAUUGCCUUCUCCUAAUGCUCAGGCUGGUGGUUUUCAUGGUUCGACACCCCUGGUUUGUGGUUCAAGCAUUCAAGACACUCGUUUUGAGGCCAAGGCAUUCCCAAGUCCAUUGCCCCGAAGACUUAUUAGUGAUGAUGCUAUGACUUUGGGUCCCCAGGAUCAUUUAGCUAGAGGAAUGUCCAUUAAAGGGCCACGAUCUGUUUCAUCCACUCCGUUACCGACUGGUAAUAACACACACAGAAUGACAGCUGCUUUAAGUUCCAUCUCCAAAGGAGACAUCCCUUCAAGAAAUUUGUCACAGGAACCUGGUAUUGCCAAUGGAUAUAAGCAAUUGGCAAACAUUGAUAGCAUCCUUGGAAGGUCUCAGUCAAUCAAAUGUGAACAGCCAGCUUCGACACCAAACGGUCAUUCUGAAGUUAUGUCCAAAGAACGUCUACGAGACAAGUCCAUAGCAGCGAUUAGGGAAUAUUACAGUGCUAGAGAUGAGAAAGAAGUUACUCUGUGCAUCAAGGACUUAAAUUCGCCUGGAUUUCAUUCAUCCAUGAUUUCUCUUUGGGUCACAGACUCAUUUGAGAGAGAAAACAAAGAAAGGGACCUUUUAGCUAAGCUUCUUGUUAGCCUCACCAAAUCACAGGAUGGUACAUUGACUCAACUCCAACUUGUCGAAGGAAUCCAACUUGUUCUUGCCACUCUGGAGGAUGCGGUCAACGACGCCCCAAAAGCUCCAGAAUUUAUGGGACGAUUACUGGCAAACAUGAUCUGGGAAAACUUGAUUCCAUUGAAAGAAAUUGGGAAGUUUAUACAUGAAGGUGGAGAGGAGGCUGGAAGUCUUUUGGAAGUUGGGCUUGCAGCUGAUGUUCUUGGAAACGUGCUGGAGGCAGUUCAAUUGGAGAAAGGUCAGAUUUUUGUGAAUGAAAUUCUUCAAAGUUCUAAUCUACAAUUGGAAACAUUUCGGCCUUCAUACCCAAUCAAACCAACAAAAUUAGAGAAAUUUAUUUAGUUUGCACAGAGAACUUUGUGAAAUCAAGAUAGAAGGAAUUCAUUAAUUUGUGAUUUUAGGUUCUUUCUUAAUUUUUUUCUUUCAAAAUGUUGUGAUUUUAGGUUAGUUAGUUACUUGGCUAUAGUAAGCUCAUGGGAAUUUUGUCAUCCAUUCUCAUUUUUCACAUCAAUUUUUUUUUACAAUAGUAGCAACAGUUUUGUGUUCUUCA